AUGGGAAUUCGGAAGGGAAUCGGGAAUGGGAAAAAAUUGAAGGAAAUUGGGAGUGAACGCACAUUUCCUCCUUCGAUGGGACUGACGUACUCAUCGUGGAUCUGUGUCGACAAAUUCAGCAAUGCAGCCACCGACGCCCAUCCAGUUAGACUGCUCAACAUUGUCAGAUCAGUCAGAGAUGACAACUUGGUCUGCCUAUCCAUCUAUAUCUCUGCUAAGGAUAGGUCCUUGAUUAUUUCAACACAAGAAACUAUGUUGAGUAAUUUAGCCUCUGCCGAAAUGGAUUUUGACUCUAUUGCACCAUCGACAACGCAAAUCACGAACAACUCAACAACAUCUUCAUCAACAAACUACAACAACACCUCAACGACGACGACGACAUCGGUGACAUGGAAUGAUUGCACGACAAUCAGGAUGCACUGCCCUGAACUGGCCCAGGAAGGUCAGUGGCACCACCUGGUCGUCAUGCUGCACAGGUCCGGUAUGCUCAAGAACUCCAGUCUAUCGGUCGUCGUCAACGGUUCAACCAUCGGCACUUUCAAGUUGCAUUACCCAACUCCGUACAUGGUUCCAUCGACAUCGUCCUACAUUGCGUCCAUCUAUGCAUUCAUUGGAACUCCUCCGUGCAUUCGUCGGACAUCACAGUUGUCAUGGAGGCAGGGUGCUUGCUACCUAUUUGAGGAUGCACUCAUUCUCUCCGUCGUUCAGUUCAUCUACAAACUCGGUCCCAACUACACUGGCAGUUUUCAAGCCGCCAUACUUGCGCACGAUAGAAAAGAUGGCCCCCACUUAUCAUCAUCGUCGUCGUCGUCCUCAUCAUCCUCAUCGUCGUCGUCGUCCUCGUCACUGAUUAACGAAGAGAAAAUUAUCUUUGGCAUCCACGCUCACGCCAUGUCAGUGAUGACGACCGCCAAGAUAAGGAAGAUAUUCAACAAGGUCGAUGCCAAGAAUGUUGCGAAACAACUCGGCAUGUCGGCACACGAAAACGCCUCUCCAAUCAGAAUCCUCCACAAUUCCGUGGGUCAUCUUGCAGGGCCUGCCAGGGUGGCAAAGGUGAUCAUGAGUGUUGCUGGCACCUCUUCAUUGCUUGGUUUGAUUGCCAUGGCUAACAAUAUUGAAGGGUUGUAUGCUUCAGUCAAAGCGCUGGUCUGUGUUGUACGAAGCAACAAAGAGGCAUGCAAAGAAAUGGACAUGAAUAAGGGCUACCAGCACCUAGCUAUGAUAUUCAAGAAGAAGUGCCGCCUGCUGAACAGUCACAUCCUGCAUCUGACCUUCUCAUUGGUCGGCACUGUCGAUAGUGGCAGGGAGAACUCAAUUAUAUCCAAUAAGGGCGCUUUUGAAAGCCUAUUGGCUGAUUUGGAUAUUUGGAAAAAGGCUCCCUGCGACCUUCAGAAGUCCUUGUAUGAGCAUUUUUUUGACCUCCUCACUGAAUCCAGUGACCAACCGUGGAACAAGAAUAUAAUGCUGGAGCUUGGAUUGGUGGAUAAGUUGUUGAAUGUUGCUUACGAUGAGAACAUAUCACUGAACGCCAUGAACAUCAUUUCCUCUGUUCUCCAUAAUCUCCUCUCCGGUCCUAACUAUCAUUCCAGAUCAUUGCUCAGGUUUGGUCAGUUUGUUGCAAACCUCCUCCCAUCAAAUUCAGUGGAUGAAAGAUCUUUCAACAUCAGCAGCGCCGACAACCCGUCAGAUGUAUUGUUUGAUAACACAGGAUCCAGAUCCAUAUUCAUCAUCAGAUUGAGAAAUCUUUGUUUGGAUAUCAUAUCGAAGCUGGCGUUCAUGCCGUCGUCCUCGUCAACAACAACAUCAUCUGCAGUCCCACUUGCUCACAAACAUUUUCAACAAUUGAAUUCUCAAUUCUGCGAAGACCUCCACAAGACCCUGGGCCUUGAUUGGUUCUUGUUGUUCCUGCAAGGUCACAUCCACUCGUCCACAGUCACAUGCAGCCUCUCACUGCUCCUCUGCAUCCUUCAGCAUCAUCCUUUCUUGCAGCAGAAAUUCAGAGAUGGGGUCGGGUGUGGAGGGUGGCUCACCGAUGCUCAGUGCGUCGUCGUCGGCAACCGAAUGUCCCUUCUUGCCGGUGUACAAAUUGGCAGUCGUACUUCAAGAGAGAUUGCCAUGGAGCUGUGCAGCACUCCUGGCUUCAUGUGUCUCAACUGGCUGCUGCCACAGCAUGCCUCCCUAUCAAAGAUCUAUUUCUUGCUGGUCAUGUUUAUGCUGAAUCAACCAAUUACAGAUAUCCCUGAGAAUGUUGAAUUCAAUCUGGACUCAAUAUGGACCCAGGUGUUCAAGGUGUCAGACGGCAAACCACUGCAGGUGAGCAAGUUGAAGUUGGAGUACUGCAUUGAAGCUGCUGUCAUUAUCCUCUCUCUUGUCAGGACGGCUUUUAGUUGCUCGUCCAUCGACCAGGAAACAGAUUCCUGGGUGAAAGACUAUCCAAUCGUAGCCCUGCAGUUCUUUCUCUACCUCUACCACAACCAACCAGAUUUCGUGCCUCUCUGCAUGACGCCCGAUUUUUUGAAUGCCCUCUCUUCAACUUUGUUUCUUCUAAGGUCAAGUUGCUUGGCCGACGUCAACAAUUCGGAAUCGUCUGUUGAUGAUUUCAGACCUUUUUCAAGCGUAGAGCAGCUCUCUACUUCGGCCCCGACUUCUGAAAAAGCAGUUUCCUUGACAUCGCAUGUCGCCAGAAAAUUUGUUGUUGACUUUCUGAGAAGAAUUAUUUUGAACAGUUUGGCCCUGUCCUGCACUAACAAAUCUCUGCCUGUCAUUGAUGUGGUUCUGGAGGUAUCUCCAGAUCAUUCUUUUAGGCAAGAGUGCAAACAGUUCCAAACGGAAAUACUGAACGUUGUGAUGGACCACUUGUUGGCAGCCGACGUGAUGAUGGGAGAGCAGGGAGCACUAUCCAUUUCCGGUGGAUCCAGUUACACGCAGUUGGCAGCCAACGUCUUCUACUUUUCGGGGCGGGUGGUCGAUAAGUUGUGGCAAGGUGCUUAUACACGGGACCCAAAUGAGGUUUUUGAUUUCAUCAAUCUGCUUAUCUCACAGGCUAAACGAAAAGCCUCUGGUUUAUGUCUUGACAAUGUUUACAAGUCGCUCAAUCGAACGAUACUCUACCAACUUUCCCGUCCCCUCACCUCAUUGGCUGACUUCGAAGGGGUCAAGGAGACUCUUCAAAAGUUACUGACCAAUAAAAUUUUGAUUUUUGGUCCCAGUAACUUCGACUCGGAGUUUAUUGGCUGCCUGUGCUAUUGUCUCCUGCAAAUGUGUGAUCUCAACCCCAAUAACAUCAACAGUCCACAAGCCCUCCGAACGACAACAUGGCACGUCGAACCAACAACCUGCUUUGAAGCUCCCGCCAAUCAAAACGCACCAACCUCAACUAAGGAUGACAGUAGCAGCAUCAGCAGCAACAACAACAGCGACAGCAACAACAGAAUGCUGGUGAAUGACAGUUUGCAGAGUCUGGCAUCGCAUGCUAGGAAAGUCUGGGAUGAAUUAUUUAUUUCUAAAAAACCAGUCAUUGAAGAGAUAUUCAAGGUGACGUUGACGGCAUCAAGUGAUCCAAAUAAUGUGAAAAGUUGUCUUCGCCAGACCUCGUCUACAUCAAGCCUCAAAUACUCGAUGCAGCCACAAAAGUUUGGUUGAACUACUACGAGAAUGAAAGGAGAAAUCUCUACAGUCAGUCUGACAGGAUGAACUCUCAGCUGCACGCCAAGCUGCAAAAAGUAGGUCAGGGCAUGAUGAGACUGGCCAAUAGGAAGCCUAGAAAGGAGGUCAUAGGGAAGCAGGUGUAUGCCACUCAACACGAAUGGCUGAAUGGAACAGCUUCCCAUCUCUCAAUCAUUUGUGAUCUUGUUGAUCUCAGAUUGAGCCAAUAUAUACAGAACCAAGAACGCACGAUGCAGUUUCUAGAAGAAGAGUGGCUGGAAAUUGAGGGGGAGUUGAUGAGGGAGAGAGGGCUGUGGGGACCGCAGGUCGGAUCAGAUCUGGAUAAGUGGAUGCUUGACGUCACUGAAGGUCCAUGCAGGAUGAGGAAGAAGAUGAUCAGGAAUGUGGACUUCUACCUUCACUACCCAUACAGACCCGUCGUCGAAGCAAAUAGAGAGAUGAAGUACAAGGUAGCCAUCAGUCUAGACAGCAAACCGUACACACAGACGUACAAGGCGUACAGUCUCAUUGAAGGCAGACAGCUCCUCCCACCGGGUCAAAAUCAAAUCAUGACGUCAACAGCGGCUUCAGCAACUGCUCCAUCACGUGAUCAGACGAUUUUCACUAGCGGUAGUGCUGAUGAUGAUUCUUUUAGGCCUGAUAAUGAAGCGGAAGUCGUCGGCAGUUCUGAUUUGAGUCAGUUUCAGUCCUAUCCAGUUUAUAUUAUUUUGACUGAGAAAUUAUUAAAGUUUGAAACUUCAGUUGAUCAAGUUGGUACUUUUUAAAACUAUCAAACAAGAGCUGUUUCAUCUUCCUGACAGAUAACAAAAAACACUGUUGAAUGACAAAAAUUAUAUUAAUAAAUUGACAGUAUAUUUUAAAAUAAAUUUUCCUCAUUCAAAA
This is a messenger RNA of Helobdella robusta, 4548 nucleotides long. RefSeq lists its product as hypothetical. The record is from RefSeq and is a predicted model, not a curated record. The transcript has 27 exons. Bases 1 to 3642 code for a protein of 1213 amino acids. Lineage: Eukaryota; Metazoa; Annelida; Clitellata; Rhynchobdellida; Glossiphoniidae.